Messenger RNA from Suillus fuscotomentosus, 774 nucleotides. RefSeq lists its product as uncharacterized. NCBI's taxonomy places the organism in Eukaryota, Fungi, Basidiomycota, Agaricomycetes, Boletales, Suillaceae. The transcript has 3 exons. The coding region runs from base 1 to 774 and encodes 257 amino acids. The record is from RefSeq and is a predicted model, not a curated record.
AUGCUCUACAAAGGCAGUCGGGUAGACUUGGGUGAUGUUUGCAGGAUGUUUGCCAAUAUGGAGGCCAGACUUGUUGAUGUAUGGGAGAAUUCAGUGUUGAAGGGCUUGCAGAUUAGGAUCAAUUAUGAUGAUAUCGCAGACGACUUGACCAACAAAGAUGUUAGAUACUUGUUUUUAUCUGAUCAACACAACUUGUACCUCACCAGGCGAGACUGGCUGCUUAAUGGAUUUUUACAGGACAACACAAUAUUUGCUCACUUGCAGUGGUCCAGCAGGGGGAUAUCAUAUGGAAUCAAGCAACCCUCAGAAUGUGGCUUUAGGAUUAUGCGGAUUUUCACAGUCUCCUACUCCUGCAAUUCCAAGACAAGUGCAAUCACUGGAAGAGACAGGAUGAUAGCCCACAAUUUAGAUGUAGUGACUGGUGACAUUCUUGUCCAAGACCUUGCUUUAGCAAGUCCAUUUGCAGAAUUUGCUGCAUCAAUCUGUUUCCCCAAUAAUUUAAAUGUGAAAGAUCUGUAUCGCCAGCACAUUUUCGUACAAUUUGAUAGAUUAUUUAACUCCACCGAACAUGUUGCUCUCACUGUGGUUCCCCUGGAAAACAAACUUAUCUCACAAGGGAGUUCUAUCAUGACUAUCAACAGCAAGGCAUCUGGUCUUAUUUACCACUCAUUGUUUAUAUGUGGAGUAGUCAAUGCUCAGUAUUCUAUGCUAACCAAGUGGCAGGGUCAUUCAUUCAACUUCAUGCAUAACGUGCUCCACUCUAUUUGCCUUUGA